CUGUGUGCAUCGUUUCGUCCAGAUUUUACAACGCCAACAUAAAAACCCAAAUAAUUUAACAAAAUACGAGUAAACCAAAGCCAAACUUGACUUGAAAUGGACGAAAUACGGAGCAGCAUGGACAAUAUAAUGGCGAUUUUCAACGACAGCAUAACUCACUCGGCGCCAAAGAAACUGGUCUUUAACCGGCUUUCGACUUCCUUUGGCGACGACUUUGUGGCUUCGCCCAAGAAGCGUCGCCUGGAGCAAGAAACGCCGGAUCGCAGUCUGAACACCAGUGCCGCGUCCCUCAAUGGUUCCUCCACCGAUCCCUUGAGUUCCUGGCAGACCCACAAAUUGCGCGCCGAGCUGGUCGAAACCAAGGCAAAAGUCAUCCAGCUGCGCAACGAAAUCGAUCAGCAGAAUCGGGAAUACCGGCAGGCCUUGAUGCUGGCCGAGAACAAGAGCGCCGCCCUGAAGGAUCAGUGUGAUUCCACCAGCAAGAGGUACUCGGAGCUGCAGAAGGAGCAGCUCACGCUGCGUAAGCGUGAAUUGGCCCUCAAGGAUGAGGCCAGACGGGCCACCUCCGAAUUGGCCCAACUGAAGUUGAAGUACGAAGAGGUCGUGGGCAACCUGCAGAAGGAGAAGUACCUGCAGCAGGAGGAUGCGCGCGAUGUCCAGUUGUGCAUCAACAACGAGCUCAGCGAGUAUCGCCGAAUGGCCCAGCGGACUGAUCUGGAACUGCAGUCGACCCGUACCGAACUGGAGCGCUUGCGCCGACGGUACGAGGAGUUCAAAGCCCGGGUUGCCGGACACGAGGAGCUGCGCGGCAACUACGAGAUGCAGACGCAAAGCCUAAGGGCGGCCAACGAUCGCAUAAAGGAACUGCAGUUCGAGAUUCAGUCGUACAACGACUGGAAGGAGAUGACCAAGGCCUCGCAGGCGCGUCUGGUCAGUUUGCCGGAUUUGCAGGCGGAAGUAGAGCGCCUGCGUAACCAUAACAAGCAUCUACACACUUUAAUAGGUGACAAACUGCUGCUGGAGGAGCAGGUGCACGACUACAAGACGCGAUUGGAUCGGGAGGAGGGUGCGCGUGCCGAGGCUGCUUCCCUCCAGGUGAAACUGACGCAUGUGGAGCAGGAGCUCAAGGAGUGGGUCAAGGUGGCCCAGGAUCACUGCCUGGCCAACACUCUGGUCAGCCCGAUGGCCCUGCGCUCGCGCAUCGAGCAACUGCUCCAGGAGGACAUCAUUCACGUGGCAGAGAAGACCUCGUCCCUCUCCGACAGCAAGCAUUUGCAGAACACGGUGCGUGAUUUGGAGGCAAAGUGCGCCAUCUACUUGAAGAACAUUGAGGAUCUGAACAUCGGACUGAAACGGCACAAGAACUUCAAGGAACGAUUGCAGCGCAAGCUGAUCACAGUGUCCAAGGAGCGAGACUUCUACAAGCAACUGGUGGAGAACUUCGACAAGGACAUGACCAUGAGCAACGCCAGUGUGGCGGACAUGACGCAGGACAUGCAGGUGCGUUACCGCGUGGAAGUGCUCGAACGCACCGUCACCGGCUACAAGGAGAUGUGUUCUACGUUGGAGCGUGAGAUUCAGGCCAUGCGAAAUCAGGAAGUACUGGCGGAACCCGUCGGCGAUGGCUACGAUAGCGUUAAAAAGGAACUGGACACACUGCGGCUGGAAAACGAUCGUCUGCGCCGGCGCAAAGAGGAACUGGAACUGGAGCUGAUGCAUCGCUGCCUGCGCGGUGACUUCAACAUGAAGGACUACAAGGUGGUGCAUCUGAAACAAAAUCCCGCUGCCGAAGCCUAUGAGUCCAGCAAGAACAUGAUGGAGAAGCUGCAGGCGGAGAUCGAACGACUGAAGCGGCGCAACAAGAAGUUGGAGGACGACCAGGAGCAGCGACUCAAUGAGACCACCAGCACGGGCGGCAUGACCCUGAACUUUAAGGAGUUCAACCAACUGCGUGCGGACUUGGAGUCGGCCAACGGCAAGAUGCGCAAGAUGAAGGAUUGCUUCAAGGCGGCCCGCGACGAGUACCGCGAUGUGUGCUACAUGCUUUUGGGCUACAGAAUCGAUCGCAUUGGCGCCAACAGCAAUUAUCGCAUUUCCAGCAUGUUUGCCGAGGGCCCGGAUGACUAUCUGGACAUCAGUCUCAACGAAUCGAGCUGUUUGGCUCUGCUGGAAUCGCCCUACUCGCAAACCUUCAAUCCGCCCAUUGAUCAACAGCUGGCCGCCAGUAACUUUCCCGCAUUCUUUUCCGCCCUUACUCUAGAACUUUUCCAAAGGGCCACUGUCACCAUAAACUAGAUCAUCAAAAUUGUAGAAAUAGCUUAGUUUAGCAACGGACAAAUGACUUUUUUUGUUAUUCACUAAUUGCUGCCCCUCUAAGUGUAUCCGUGUGCGAAAAUAUAAUAUUUGUAAACUUCAAUUUAACCACUAAAUAUGAGCCAAAUACAGAUUGAUUUAUUAAUAGAUAGAUAAUAAAUUAAAGUAAUGCACAAUA
Molecule: messenger RNA, 2491 nt
Organism: Drosophila elegans
Lineage: Eukaryota; Metazoa; Arthropoda; Insecta; Diptera; Drosophilidae
Gene: Mad1
Product: mitotic spindle assembly checkpoint protein MAD1
Exons: 4
Coding region: 97-2295 (732 amino acids)
Biological process (GO): mitotic spindle assembly checkpoint signaling; attachment of mitotic spindle microtubules to kinetochore
Cellular component (GO): kinetochore; nuclear envelope; mitotic spindle
Source: RefSeq, a predicted model, not a curated record